Molecule: messenger RNA, 3306 nt
Organism: Dama dama (fallow deer)
Lineage: Eukaryota; Metazoa; Chordata; Mammalia; Artiodactyla; Cervidae
Gene: CRY1
Product: cryptochrome circadian regulator 1
Exons: 13
Coding region: 892-2778 (628 amino acids)
Biological process (GO): circadian regulation of gene expression; negative regulation of DNA-templated transcription; entrainment of circadian clock by photoperiod
Cellular component (GO): nucleus; cytoplasm
Molecular function (GO): FAD binding; DNA binding
Source: RefSeq, a predicted model, not a curated record
CUCACAUGGGGCCUCGGCUCACUCUGGGCGCUUUCAGGCAUCCGCGGUUUGUCGAAGGGACAGAAGCAAAGUAUCUAGCGUCUGGGAGAGGAUCGAUGGUUUUGACAUGGAGCAGCUGCCGCCCCCUAGAAGCGACUGAAGUGCAAGCUGAUUCCCAAGUCGGAGCCGCUGUAGUAAACACACUUCAGAAACGUGAGGUGCCGGUGGUCACGUGGGGAAUGCGCCCUCCAAUGAGGAGCCGAGGGCGGGGCUGAAGCCGCUGACGCGGCGGUGGCGGCGGAGUCACCCGGGCAGCCUCGGGACGGGUCACCGGCCGGCAGCCGUCCAGCGGCCUCGACCACAUUCUUGCGUGCUCUGUCCUCGCUUCUCUUACCCGGGCCGAGAGGCAGCGUGGCCGACAGUGACUGAAUUCUCUCUCAUCCCUGUCGGUGGCUUGCCUCAGGCGGGGCCGUCUGCUCCGCAGGGGCCGUCUCGGUGGGCGAGGUUUACGUGCAGAGAACCUCUUGGGGCUCCCCGCGCCCGCGCGGGCCGUGGUGGAGUCUCGGGCUUGUGGAACUUGGUCAGCCUCCGGAGAUCCGGGGACCUCGAAGUUAUGCGUCCUCUCCAGUCGGUGGCGGCGGGUGCCGGCUCCUAAAGGGCGUCACACCGGGACUCCGCUGACUGGGCAACCUCCAUUCAUCUUCCAGCUGCGCCGCCAGCGCCCUCUCCCUCUCUGGUCCCCUCCUCGGACUCAUCUUUUCCUUCCCCUCCUCUGCUUUCUCACUCCUUGGGUGCGGCGAUUCUCCUGCGAUCGGAGGUGUCGGUUAUGAGCCGGACCCUCCUACCCUGAAUUUCUCCGCGGAGGAGCUCGGCGGCGCCGCACCGCGCCCCUCUCCCACCCCCGCCCCCAGGAUGGGGGUGAACGCCGUGCACUGGUUCCGAAAGGGGCUCAGGCUUCACGACAACCCCGCCCUGAAGGAGUGCAUCCAGGGCGCCGACACCAUCCGCUGCGUCUACAUCCUCGACCCCUGGUUCGCCGGCUCCUCCAACGUGGGGAUCAACAGGUGGCGAUUUUUGCUUCAAUGUCUUGAAGACCUUGAUGCCAAUCUGCGAAAAUUAAACUCUCGUCUAUUUGUGAUUCGUGGACAACCAGCAGAUGUGUUUCCCCGGCUUUUCAAGGAAUGGAACAUUACUAAACUUUCAAUUGAAUAUGAUUCUGAGCCCUUUGGAAAGGAACGAGAUGCAGCUAUUAAGAAACUGGCUACUGAAGCUGGAGUAGAAGUAAUUGUACGAAUAUCACACACAUUAUAUGAUCUAGACAAGAUCAUAGAACUAAAUGGUGGUCAACCACCUCUUACCUAUAAAAGAUUCCAGACUCUCAUCAGCAAAAUGGAACCACUAGAAAUACCAGUAGAGACAAUUACUUCAGAAGUGAUAGAAAAGUGCACAACUCCUCUGUCUGAUGACCAUGAUGAGAAAUACGGAGUCCCGUCACUGGAAGAACUAGGUUUUGAUACAGAUGGCUUACCCUCUGCAGUGUGGCCAGGUGGAGAAACUGAAGCACUUACACGUUUGGAAAGGCAUUUGGAAAGAAAAGCUUGGGUGGCAAACUUUGAAAGACCUCGAAUGAAUGCAAAUUCCCUGCUCGCUAGCCCUACUGGACUCAGUCCUUAUCUCCGAUUUGGUUGUUUGUCAUGUCGACUCUUUUAUUUCAAACUGACAGAUCUCUACAAAAAGGUGAAGAAGAACAGUUCUCCUCCCCUUUCCCUUUAUGGGCAACUAUUAUGGCGUGAAUUUUUCUAUACAGCAGCAACAAAUAAUCCACGCUUUGACAAAAUGGAAGGAAACCCCAUUUGUGUUCAGAUUCCAUGGGAUAAGAAUCCUGAGGCUUUAGCAAAAUGGGCAGAAGGACGGACGGGCUUUCCAUGGAUUGAUGCCAUCAUGACGCAGCUUCGUCAGGAGGGUUGGAUUCAUCAUUUAGCCAGACAUGCAGUUGCUUGUUUCCUGACACGAGGUGACCUGUGGAUUAGUUGGGAAGAAGGAAUGAAGGUAUUUGAAGAAUUACUGCUUGAUGCAGAUUGGAGCAUAAAUGCUGGAAGUUGGAUGUGGCUGUCUUGUAGUUCCUUUUUCCAACAGUUUUUUCACUGCUAUUGCCCUGUUGGUUUUGGUAGGAGAACAGAUCCCAAUGGAGACUAUAUCAGGCGUUAUUUGCCUGUUCUAAGAGGCUUCCCUGCAAAAUAUAUCUAUGAUCCCUGGAAUGCACCUGAAGGUAUUCAAAAGGUAGCCAAAUGUUUGAUAGGAGUUAAUUAUCCUAAACCAAUGGUGAACCAUGCUGAGGCAAGCCGUUUGAAUAUUGAGAGGAUGAAACAGAUCUAUCAGCAGCUUUCACGAUACAGAGGACUCGGUCUUCUUGCUUCAGUGCCAUCUAAUCCUAAUGGGAAUGGAGGCCUCAUGGGGUAUUCUCCUGGAGAAAAUAUCCCAGGUUGUAGCAGCAAUGCAAGUUGUACUCAAGGGAGUGGUAUUUUACAUUAUGCUCAUGGAGACAGUCAGCAAACUCAUCUAUUAAAGCAAGAAGCUCCACAGGGACUGGUCUUGGCAGUGGGAAACGUCCUAGUCAGGAAGAGGACACGCAGAGUAUUGGUCCUAAAGUCCAGCGACAAAGCACUAAUUAGAAAACAUUCAGAAGGAAUACUGUUGCAGCUGAAAUUGGUGGGGAGUUCAAUACUUUUUCAGUUAAAUUAUUUUAAAAUGUUCCUCAUUGAUGGAAGGCAGUUACAUAUUGAAAUGCAUUAUUUCUAAUAACAUUUCUGUGGUUUUUAACUUUUUAAAUAAAUUUGACAUAGGACAAAUGGUAAUUUGUAUAUAAAGAACUUGGUAAAAGAAUUUGCUUAAUGUAAAUAUAAAUAGUCACAAUUAGUAUAGACCCAUCAAUAUAUUUUUGAUAAUUUUUCAUGUAUGGUAAAAAUUAAAGUGGCUAACUGAUAUUCUGAUACAAAAAAUCAAAGUUUUGAGAGUCAGUGUGGGAAAAUAGGAGGUUUUUAGACUUUCUUAAAAGACUUUGUUAAAAUUUUAAGACAGAAUUUUUCUUGACAUCAUUGUUUGGUCUAACUUUGCACUCUUUGAUAAUAAUGUUUUUAAAAUGUGCAUAAUCAAAAUUAGUAGUUAUAGCCUCUGUUAACAUAGACAAUAUAUGUUUUAAAGCUUCAUGUAUGCCUGUUUUGACCCAAAGUUGUGGAAGUAUCAUGUGUUAAGUUCUUUUUGUUCUCCUUUUCUUUGUUCAAUUACAGCUGAAGUGACUAUGUUAUUAAAGUAUAUGCAUAUAUGGAA